UCUCCCUCCUCGAUCCUCCCCAAACAUACCAACCCAAUCCACUUACAAAAGAGAUAUAAAAUAGUUGAAACGAGAGCUCAUAACUCCAGCUCCUUAUCCCCUCCCAAACCCAGCUCAAUGCCUCUCACACCCUCUCUCUUGCAAUUUCCUCCCUUGCAGUCCCUGAAGCUCUCCACUCCAUUCCUCCAUGGAUCCGCUUCUCUCUCCCUCCUCUCCAAACCCACUUCCUCUCUCACCCCACAAUCCCAUACCUUCCUCCCUCCCAUCAGAGCCAUGAAAUCACUGCAGGGUAAAGUCGUUUGUGCCACCAACGACAAGACCGUGGCUGUGGAAGUGGUGCGCUUAGCGCCUCACCCGAAGUACAAGAGGCGGGUCAGGAAGAAGAAGAAGUACCAGGCUCACGACCCGGAUAACCUGUUCAAGGUUGGUGACCUUGUGCAAUUGGAGAAAAGCAGACCCAUUAGCAAGACCAAGACUUUUAUAGCUGUGCCGCUACAGAGUAGGAAUUCCAAGAAGAAAGCUGCUGAAGAAGAUGUGCCAAAGGAGCUUGGGAUUCCGUUGGAGUCUCAGCAGCAACUGCAGGCUUAGAGUGAGGUCUCUAUAGUUCAUUUUGUGAUUUCGAAACGCUUAAUUUUGUGCUCAACUUUAUGCGAUACUGUUCGCAAUUAUUGUGAUUGAACUGAUGUUUUUGCUUCAAAUCUGUGGAAUUUCCACCUUGUUCGGUAAUGGGUUCGAUAUAUAUUGGCCUGACUCUGCUUGAA
Messenger RNA from Alnus glutinosa, 761 nucleotides. RefSeq names its product small ribosomal subunit protein uS17c. Gene Ontology annotation, molecular function: structural constituent of ribosome. Lineage: Eukaryota; Viridiplantae; Streptophyta; Magnoliopsida; Fagales; Betulaceae. Bases 118 to 588 code for a protein of 156 amino acids. The record is from RefSeq and is a predicted model, not a curated record. Gene Ontology annotation, biological process: translation. Gene Ontology annotation, cellular component: ribosome. The transcript has a single exon.